Molecule: messenger RNA, 2972 nt
Organism: Oncorhynchus keta (chum salmon)
Lineage: Eukaryota; Metazoa; Chordata; Actinopteri; Salmoniformes; Salmonidae
Gene: fga
Product: fibrinogen alpha chain
Exons: 11
Coding region: 113-1759 (548 amino acids)
Biological process (GO): blood coagulation; platelet activation; protein polymerization
Cellular component (GO): fibrinogen complex
Molecular function (GO): signaling receptor binding
Source: RefSeq, a predicted model, not a curated record
GAUUAGGUGCUAUUUGGGACUAAAAGGGUUUGUCAACAAGUAGAGUCCGAUAAUAUAAAGCUUCAGAGGCUCUAGGAAACAGUAUUGUAGACCAGCAUAGAGAGAGAGAGAGAUGAAGCUACUACAUUUCUUCUGUGUCUUCCUGACUGUCCUUGCCUCCACUUGGGCUGAGGACCUAGCGACCGUAUUGAGCCCUCGUGGAGCCAGGCCAGUAGAACAUGGUUACAAGGCUGAUAAAUGUGCCACAGAGAAGAACUGGCCUUUUUGCUCAGAUGAUGACUGGGGUCCUAAGUGCCCGUCAGGUUGUCGUAUCCAGGGUCUGUUAGACAAGGCAGACCAUUCCUUGCUGAAGAAGAUAGAGAAGAUUAGGCAGCUCCUGGAUCAGAACAGAGCCAAACACCGCUCUGCCGACCAGGCAUCCAAACAGACCUAUGACUACCUCAAGGAGAAACUCACCUCCAACGCAGGUAAUGACAACAGCUUCUAUGACCUGGCUGAACGCCUCCGUCAGAGGAUCGUCGACAUCAAGAUCAAGAUAGAGCGCCAGCUGAGGAUCCUCAACGCUCUGAAGACCAGCAUCAAAGACCAGGUUAUAGAGAUGCAGAGACUGGAGGUGGACAUGGACAUCAAGCUGCGCUCCUGUAAGGGGUCUUGUAAGGGCUACGCUGAGUUCUCCGUCGACCAAGCAUCCUACGUGGCUCUGGACAAGCAGAUGGACCAGCUGGAAUCACAGAGCGUUCAGUCUGUGGAGACUGUCAGCACGCUGUACGUCAUGAAGAGCCGACCGCUUAAAGACGUCGUGGUCGACAGCAAGUACAAGUCCGGCCCGGCUGAGGAACAGAAGGAGGUUUUCUUCCCGGAGGUGAAGACCGUGAAGCUGACCUUGGAGACCCAGGGGUCCAGCGCUUCGUCUGCCGCCACUGCCAGCCAGGUCCCGGUGUGUAGUCUGUGGAUACAGAAAGGGAAUGGGGUCUCCCAGUCAGUUCGACAGAGAUACAGAGGCAGGAGGGGACGGUGUCCUGACAGACCAGAGCACCCACUCUGCUCUGACCACCAGUGGGAGUCCCGGUGUCCGUCGGGCUGCAGACUACAGGGUCUGAUGGAGCAGACAGAGAGCCAGAUGAGGGGCAGACUGGGCGACAUCUGUGAGAGGAGACAGAGGUACGAGGACGCGGCUACAGCAUCCAUGGUGACCACCAAACACAUCUACAAUAUGAACCGCAAGGCCAUCGUCAAGACACACAUGUCUGAGCUGAGGUACGUGGAGUUUGCUGAGGGUUUGGCCAUGAACGUGACAUCGCUAAGGAAACGGUCGGCUGCGUUGCUACGGAAACUGAAGGAGCAGCGAAGCCACGUCCAGAAACAGCUAGAGGACAUGUACCGGCAAGAGGUGGACGUUGAGAUCAAACUGCGCUCCUGUCAAGGAUCAUGCAACAGGUCCAUCGCGUUCCGUAUCGACCACGACAGCUACAGAUCGAUGGCCAAUCAGAUGGCCCUGUUCAGUAACACCGCCAAGCAUCGGAAGAGCUCUCCUCUUAAUAAGGACAUCGCUAGGAUCAAACUACAGCCGGUGGCUGUCGGUCCCCCGCCAUCGACCGCCUAUAAAACCAUCCCCAUUGUCCAGAAGGAACUCCUGACUCAGUUUGAGGAUCUAGAACAGAAUCAUGUGGUUCUAGAAGAGGUUCUAGAAGAAACGGAAUGCCUGGGUUCUGAAAGGGAGAGAGGAAAAGGAGAAGCAGGCGUUCCAGAAUGUAAAUAAUAAACUCAGAUAGAGAUGUCUGCCUCUCUGUGAUAUCUUGGUUCGGUUCUGAUAGAUAUGUUAUUAUGAACACAUUGGGGUCAUAUUUUUAUUUACUUCUAAUAAAGGACUGCUGUUUUAAUUAACAUAAACUAUCAUUAUAUAGAGCCACGGGAAGUAGGGGUGUUGAGGAUGCCUCACUGGGGUUCUGAGUGGCGCAGGGGUCUAAGACACUGCAUCUCAGUGCAAGAGGCUUCACUGCAGAAACACUUGUUCGAAUCCAGGCUGCAUCACGUCUGGCUGUGAUUGGGUGUCCCAUAGGGACAAUCGGCCCAGCGUUGUGUCGUGGACAUUUCCUCUAUUUACCAAAUCAUGGGAGCAAACCACACACACAAGUCAGAGUUAGUUAUCAAAGUCCAUCUUUAAUUAUAUGAGCUCUAUCACAAUCCUGUGACUCUCAGAUAAAUUCAGUGUCUCUCAGUGAAUCCUCCGAGAGCCCUCUUACAAUGCAACUGAGUUCCUUUAAUAGCAAAGACACACAUAGUCAGACAGCAUAGACAUAAUUCAUCGUUCAGCUUUGUCUCCUUUCCCAAACCCCAGAACCAUAAACCAAUCCUCCAUAUCAACAGGCAUAUAUCAAAUUGUCAUUUAGAUACAACCAACUCAAAAUACAACCUCCUGGACAAACUCACGGAGAGAAGAGUGAGGCUAUAGGUUAAGAUAAAAGCAACAUUAGAGGGAGCAUAGAAUGAUUCCAGACACUGCCACCCUUCUUUCCCCACUAGAAAAAGGUAGGGAGUAAAAGAUAUGUUUACACAUGAUGACACUUUGACCUCUCCCCUCUCGGCGGCCCAGGCAACUUAGUCUUGACAUAGAACAGAUAACUGCAACCUCGCCACAGUAUUAUACAAAAAUAACAUUCUGAUGAGAAGUAACUUACACACAUUUGAUAAAUAUAAAACAUCUAUAAUAAUGUUACCAACAAAUUCUGAUCCUUCCACGACAGUUGUCCAGGGUAGGCUGUCAUUGUAAAUGUGAAUUUGUUCUUAUCUGACAGGCCCUGUUAAAAUUAAACUAAUAUUACUCUUGUCAGAGAGGAAUAAAAUAAGCAAGCAGGUUGGGAAGAAAACGUUCUGUCAGCAAUCUCUUGACAAAGAGAUUCUCAACCCCCUCCUCCAGCACUAACGAAGAGAUUCUCAACCCCCUCCUCCAGCACUAACGAAGAGCUUCUCAA